Messenger RNA from Blumeria graminis f. sp. triticale, 426 nucleotides. NCBI's taxonomy places the organism in Eukaryota, Fungi, Ascomycota, Leotiomycetes, Helotiales, Erysiphaceae. The record is from the annotation of a GenBank genome assembly.
AUGCUAAUCGAUUAUAACGUCAUAUCAACCGUCAUAUUUUUUCUCGAAAUUCUCCCGAUCGCUGCGAUCAGGCCGCCAGCCGCGGGGCCUACCAUACUACACAAUUGUAAUGGCAAGAAAUUUAAACAUUCAAAUGUGGUGGCCACAGCAAAGGUAGCCUUGAAGGCAAUCAAUGAUUACAAGUCAGGGGCAAAGAAAAUCAAUAUAAAUACGGACUUAAGGAUUGAAAAGUCAUUUUUUGACCCCCAGACCAAAAAAUAUAGAACUUCAUUCAAUUGGCCUCUAAGAUCAAGUACUAGAAAAUUUGCCCCAGGUACAAAAGGCCGAUAUCGCAUUAUUUUGUCGGAUUCUGGAUACUUAAACGAUGUUGCCUAUUAUGAUAGUAACAAAGAAUUAAGAUCAUGUGAUGUGAUACGGUCAUUCUAG